CUAAAUAAAAAUAACUUGCUUUUUCUGCAAUUUAGCAAGCAUUACAGGGAAACCAGGUGAACCCGGUCGCCGUGGAAAACCAGGAAGGGAUGGUUAUCGUUUGACGCAAGGACCGAAAGGAGAGAAAGGCAUACCAGGAGUGCUAGGACCUCGAGGAGCACCCGGAACAACUGGACCACCUGGAGAAGAUGGAAUUCCUGGAGCUCCUGGACCACGUGGACCAUCCGGAAAGGAAGGACAAACGGGUAAGCAAGGCAGGCAGGGCCCUCCAGGGAAGACCGGAAUGCCAGUAAAAAAAAUACAGUCGGAACUUGUUCAGAAACAAUUCACACACUUCUCCAAUUUGGCUUAAUU
Molecule: messenger RNA, 354 nt
Organism: Gongylonema pulchrum
Lineage: Eukaryota; Metazoa; Nematoda; Chromadorea; Rhabditida; Gongylonematidae
Source: the annotation of a GenBank genome assembly